CCGCCGCCGAGGCCCGAGGAUGAACGGCUUCUCGCUCGGCGAGCUGUGUUGGCUGUUCUGCUGCCCGCCCUGCCCGAGCCGCAUCGCGGCCAAGCUCGCCUUCCUGCCCCCCGAGGCCACCUACACGGUGCUGGCCGACGACGAGUCGAGCGGCGCGUCCACCCUGCACCUGUCGGAGCGGGCCGACUGGCAGUACUCGCAGCGGGAGCUCGACGCCCUCGAGGUCUUCUUCACCCGCACGGGCCGGGGCAGUCGCCUCUGCUGCAUGUUCGUCCGCUGCGCGCCGGCCUCCAAGUACACGCUGCUCUUCUCUCACGGCAACGCAGUCGACCUGGGCCAGAUGUGCAGCUUCUACAUCGGCCUGGGCUCCCGCAUCAACUGCAACAUCUUCUCUUACGAUUACUCAGGUUACGGGGGCAGCAGUGGGAAACCCUCAGAGAAAAACCUUUACGCUGACAUAGACGCUGCGUGGACAGCGCUCAGGACAAGGUAUGGUGUUUGCCCUGAGAACAUCAUUUUGUAUGGGCAGAGCAUCGGUACUGUUCCCACAGUAGAUCUGGCAUCGCGUUACGAAUGUGCAGCUGUUAUCCUCCAUUCUCCUCUCAUGUCUGGCUUGCGGGUGGCAUUCCCUGAUACAAGGAAAACAUACUGCUUUGAUGCAUUUCCAAGCAUUGACAAGAUAACCAAGGUAGCUUCACCUGUGCUGGUAAUUCAUGGUACUGAAGAUGAGGUGAUUGAUUUUUCCCAUGGUCUUGCAAUGUUUGAGCAAUGCCCAAAAGCAGUGGAGCCCCUCUGGGUAGAGGGAGCAGGGCAUAAUGACAUUGAGCUUUAUGCACAGUAUCUUGAAAGACUGAAGCAAUUCAUAUCUCAUGAACUACCCAGCUCUUGAAGACUCUUGUAUGGAAGUUCCCUAGGCCAAUGUGAACGGAAGGACUGAAGUAUUUGCACAUACUUUAACUGGAUAGCUCAUAGCUUUGUAUCCUAUACAAAGGCUAUUAACUUUCAGGGUUAUUCAAACUGAAACACCGAAUGAAAUCUCAGUCUUUUUAUACCAGGAAAAUUCAUUUAUUCCAUGUACCUUGCACAUGAAUUGUUCAUCUACUGUAAUUCUGCAAAGACAUUUGAUCGUCAUCAAUGCUUUCUUUCCACUUUGUCCCUUGCAUUCCUUAAAAUCAUAGUCUGUACAUCAGGGAUUGUAGUUUACCUGCUAACAUUCUGGAUACAAUUGUAUGUUAAACAGGUUUAACUGUAAUAUCUUUUGUUCAUGGAAUGGGAGUUUUUCCUGAGUAACAUGGUAGAUUGUAUGAUAAUGAUUUCAUAGGUUAAAAAGUCCCAUUGAAGGAUUUGAUUUAUCCAGUUUGGUAAAUGUGAUCUGUAUAUUUAUCAGACUUGUGACAUUUCUGUCCUUGCCUUGCAAAGUACUGUACCUACAAAUAUUUUAAAUUAAUUUGGAAAGAGAAACCGCUGAAGAUUCCAUUUCAUUGCUAACAAAAUAUCAGUGUUCUUCUGAAUCUUCUUAAUGUUUCAACACUAUCUUUUUUCCUUCAUGUUUAAUAUACAAAACCAUAAAACCUCAAGUAAUUUCCUGAUGGUGCGAACCUUGGCAUGUAAGCUGAAUACUUUGUGUAAAUUUAUGAACUAUUUUGAAUAAAGUUUUAAAAUAUAGUAAAUGUGCUCUUUUGGAAUAUGUUAGCAUACUUUCAGUCAUAAUCCCAAUUGAAAUUCAUAUUGGAGAAAAUGGUGUCUUGGUAAAUUGCAGUGUUUGUAAAUGGUAUCUUUCAAAGUUAUAUAAACGUUGUUUGUUUCAAAAGGUAAUGAGAAUACGAUGUAAUAACUGCCUAAUUUGAUGCAUCCUUUUUCUGUGAAGUGAUUGAUUUAUAAUUGUAACUGUAUUUUUACCCUGAAUUCAUCAACCACACGUAACCUUUAAAAUUUGUUAAAAAUGUAAUGUCAUAAAUUUACACAGCUGUAUUUUUACAGUAACCAAUGUAGUUUGCGGGUUUAAUUGGACAUCAGAUGAUAUGAGAAUAUUAAUGUGGUAUGAUUAACACUGGAAUUACAUUGAAGUAUGCAUCAAUAAUGCAAGAGACAAGGAAUAACACUACUAGAUAAAAAUCAAAGCCUUAAAUGUACUGUAAGCCUCAGAUUGCUGUAUAUUUGAUUACAUAUUUCUUUGUGUAUAUGCAACAAAUAGUUGCAAAUGUAAUAAAGGAUGCAUGGAAUUUAAUAGUAUGAAACUUUUGAUUAUUGUUAAGUUCACUGAGACAUUUGUGUAAGAAUUGAGAAAAAAAAUCACACAAUUGGUGUAUGUCAUUUGGUAUGAUUUCCCCCCUCCCCCAAAAACCUGAUUUAAAACUCGAAUUAAACAUUUGAAAU
Molecule: messenger RNA, 2376 nt
Organism: Callorhinchus milii (elephant shark)
Lineage: Eukaryota; Metazoa; Chordata; Chondrichthyes; Chimaeriformes; Callorhinchidae
Gene: abhd17c
Product: abhydrolase domain containing 17C, depalmitoylase
Exons: 3
Coding region: 20-889 (289 amino acids)
Biological process (GO): protein depalmitoylation
Cellular component (GO): plasma membrane; endosome membrane
Molecular function (GO): palmitoyl-(protein) hydrolase activity
Source: RefSeq, a predicted model, not a curated record